AUGCUGACACAGAGACGUCUUUGGUUAUCGGGUCACAUCUUGAGCAUGGAUGAGUGUCGUCUACCAAGGAAGCUUUUGGUGAAACCUUCUGUUGAGCUACCUGAAAAAGACUUGCCGUGUGUGUUUACUGGUAUGAUAUUCUAUGUACCUACAAGUGUAGAUUGCUACUCUGAAUUGAAGAGAUACAUCACAGCAUAUGAUGGAGACGUCGUUGACGAGUUUAAUAAUCGACUGCUACACACAUCGUCUGCACACCAGAUGAAGACGACAACGACGACGACGACGAGUGCUCCACUGGACAAGAGAUCAUAUCAGCCGAGUGGCUGUGGAAAUGCAUCAAGAAAAAGAAGCUCGUUCGUCAGUAGUGGGUCAGAUCAAACGUACGUUUAGAGGCUGUGUGUGCGGUUGUGUUAACGAGAUGAUUCGUUGUGUUUAUAACCAGACACUAACGGUUGUCUAGCGUUAUGUGAUUCAUGCAAAGAUGUUAAGCAAUAGCCUGGGCUGGCAGGGGUGGCAAGGGGUGGACAGGGGGCGCACAGACUUUAUGUUGUCUGGAGAUGCUUAUUGUCUCUGCACAAGAAAUGUGAAUAAUUUAUUUCUAGCGACUCUCAGGAAAACAUUGUCUACCACAAGAAUAAUUUACAGUAUAUGAGGGAAGCAUGCGAUGUCAUCAUGUCUGUACAAAAUGGUGGAAAGUCACUCUAACUUGCUUCGUAAUUUGUGUGAACGAAAGCAAGUCUCUUAGUUCUGGUUACACAACAGAGUGAGAUGAAUGAUCCAUACUCAAUUUUGAAUUAUUGACGUAUAC
Molecule: messenger RNA, 808 nt
Organism: Corticium candelabrum
Lineage: Eukaryota; Metazoa; Porifera; Homoscleromorpha; Homosclerophorida; Plakinidae
Exons: 4
Coding region: 1-390 (129 amino acids)
Source: RefSeq, a predicted model, not a curated record